UUCUUUUCACUCAACCCUAGCCGCCGUACACCCUCCAGUCUCUCAUCUGCCCACUUUCCUCCUCUCUAACGUGCCCCACUGCUGUCUAUUUUUUUAUCCGCUCUCCCUCUUCCCUUCACCAUUCCUCUCCAACAGACAUGGCUGGGACAAGAGGAGCACAUCGUGGUGGCUCAAGUUCUUCACAUGCUGAGGCUUCUGAGCAAGAGCCUAGGCAGAGACCUACUGCAUCUGUUCGUAGAAGAGGUAAGGGUCGUCAUAGAGAGAGUGGUCCAUCAUCUCAUGGGGAAGCUGGUUCAUCAACUGGUCAUGGAGAAGCUGGUCCAUCAUUACCAACUCCUACAGAUAUUCAUGAGGAGCAAGAAAAUAUAAUUCACCAUGAGAAGGUUGUUGCUAGGCAGGACCACGAUGUUUUAGGAGGAUUUCCUGGAGGACCCGAGGAUACAUCUUUGUUGACCGAAUUUGCUGAUCAUGUUGCAUGUGCUAUUUGGGAUGACCAGGACCGAGUGGACAUGAAGUUAGUGUCCCAUGGCAAGAAUACGAUAUUAAAUGCAUUCAACAAUUUAACAGAAUUAGGAUGUGUCCAAAACAGAUCACUAACCACUUCAGAUUCUUCUUGACAUCUACUCUAAUGGAUGUAAUUAUCACGAUCUAACAACAUCAUCAAGUGUUGUAAUUCAGUUCUUGAACCUCUCAACGAUCGUUUAUAAGUGUAUCUUGCAUUAUAAAUUUGCUUUAUCGUUGUGACAUUACACUCACUAUUUUCUUUGAGAGUGAGUAGAAUAUUUGCUGGCUUGACUUGACUCUUGGACAUGUCAACAAGCAAGGAUUGUUCAGAAGAUUUUAACCUCCCAGCAAAUGGGUGACCAACUAGUGUAUGAGACACAUCAUGGUUAUGAUAUCCACACAUUACCUUCAACAUCC
Vigna unguiculata (cowpea) is the source of this 921-nucleotide messenger RNA. RefSeq lists its product as uncharacterized. NCBI's taxonomy places the organism in Eukaryota, Viridiplantae, Streptophyta, Magnoliopsida, Fabales, Fabaceae. The record is from RefSeq and is a predicted model, not a curated record.